AUGACUAGAUGGGAUAAUUUACACGAACGUUAUUUUAAUUAUUUAGCUACGUUAUCAUUUGAUAAAGCGAAAGAACUUUUAGAAAAAGAUGGUAAUAAAAUGAAUAAUGAUUUUCUUCAAUAUUUUUAUAUGUUAAUACAAUAUGAACGAAGUUAUCAUAAUUUUGGUUUUGUUGUUGGUCCAAAAGGAAAUUUGAGUAGUAUUAGAAAAGAUAAAUCUUUACUUCAAUGUUAUUCUGAUCUUCAUAUGUCAUUAAUUGAAGGACAGUCAAAUAAUAAACAAAAUAAUACAACACAAUCAAUAACAGAUGAUACAAAAGAAAUAGAUUAUAUUCAACAAUUAACUAUUGGUCUUAUUACAUUUCUUAGUGUUCGAACAAAUCUAAUGAAAUUAUAUGAACAAAUUUCUACUGCUGUUAAACGUAAUGAACAUAAUGUUCGUCUAGAAAAUUAUAUUGAUGAAAUUACACAUAUUUCUCAAAUUGAUAUGUCUUCAUUAAAUAUAUCUGCACUCAAUCCAAUACUUCGAUUACUAAAACAUGAAAUUGAUUGUUUAUUAUUAUUAAUACAAUCAUAUGUAUUUAUUUCUGAUUAUCAAUAUAUGAAUAGUAUAUCAACAUUACAUCAUAUGCAUUGUGUAUUAAAAGAAUGGAAUGAUAAUAUUGAAAAUCAACAAAGUACAAAUCAUCGUUUUAUAUUAUCAACAACAAGUCCAUUAAAUUUUUUUAAAUCAUCAACAAAACCAGCAUUAUAUACAUUUUAUUCAAAAUUUCAUGAAUUACUUGUUGCAAAAUUUACAUUUUAUUUCACCGAUAUUUUAUAUGAAUAUGGUGGACUAGAUGCUAAAACACCAAUGGGAAAAACAAAUCCAGAAUUUACUGCACGUAUUGCACAAUUCUAUCGACGUUCAAAUGUUGAAUGGAUUACACUUAUUUUACAUACAACUAAACAACAAAUAUAUUCAAGUCAAAUAGAUCAAUUAGCUGAUUAUCAUUUAAUUCAACCAGUAACAUCUUUUAAUGAUGAUAAACCCUAUCAAAUUAUAUUCGGUUAUCCAAAUAAACCAAAUUCAACAGAUGAAAUUGCACAACAAAUCAUUACAAAAGCGUCAAUAAAUAAUGAAAUGCUGACAAGUGGAGAAAAACCAUUCUAUAGCGGAGAUACCAAUCAAACAAAAACGUAUUUUCUUCAAAAUAUUGAUCCACGUAUAACACUUGCUCUUGUAUUUGCAUCACAUCGUCAAGAACGUGAUACAACAAUAAUAAAUUUUCUAAAUGAAUUACUCGAUUUACUUCGAGGUUCACGGCUAUUAUUAUAUUUUAAAAAUGCUGCUAAAUAA
This is a messenger RNA of Rotaria sordida, 1338 nucleotides long. Lineage: Eukaryota; Metazoa; Rotifera; Eurotatoria; Philodinida; Philodinidae. The record is from the annotation of a GenBank genome assembly.